Molecule: messenger RNA, 1386 nt
Organism: Magnolia sinica
Lineage: Eukaryota; Viridiplantae; Streptophyta; Magnoliopsida; Magnoliales; Magnoliaceae
Product: agamous-like MADS-box protein AGL30
Exons: 8
Coding region: 767-1069 (100 amino acids)
Biological process (GO): regulation of transcription by RNA polymerase II
Molecular function (GO): RNA polymerase II cis-regulatory region sequence-specific DNA binding; DNA-binding transcription factor activity, RNA polymerase II-specific; protein dimerization activity
Source: RefSeq, a predicted model, not a curated record
CAAUGAUGCAAUGAAGAGGAGAUUCCUCUCUUUCCAUGGACAAGCUGUCAGUUGCCUGAGUGGAGAGAGUCUCUCUACGUGCAUGGAGACUCUCUCCGAAUUCAAUGCGAGUCUUGGAAUCUUUCAGAAGGAGAAGCAGAGCAGCAGCCUACUCUGCCUCUGCCGAGCGAAUAUGGCCGAAAAAUUAGUAUGUAUUUUGCAUGGACGGAGAAACCAAGUGAUUCUUUUUUAAGCAUUUCUGCUCUGCUUCUGUCUUUAAAUUCAAAUUGAAAAACACCCAUUCGAAGAAAUUGGACGAAGAGAUUUCGUUGCUAUUUGCCACCGCAGCAUCAGCUGAUUGAUACAGAGAUUUUGAGAUGGGGAAGGCGAUUAAGAUGGAGAGGUUGAAGACUGCAAAUGCGAGGCAAAACACAUUUUCAAAGCGCAAGAAUGGAAUUAUAAAGAAAGCUAGGGAGCUGUCGAUUCUGUGUGAUGUUGAUGUUCUUGUUCUCAUGUUUUCUCCUGCUGGAAAGCCGACCUUGUACGUUGGAGAAUACAGCAAUAUAAGCAUGGUCUUGGCAAGGUUCUCAGGAAUAAGUAUACGAGAAAGAGCCAGGAGGAAAUGCGAGGUCAUGGAAGUAAGACCUAAUUCAAGCUUUCUCAGGCAAAAAUAUGCAUGCAGUGUUGCGGUUAAAAUUAUCUACAGAUUUUUUGAUGAUACAAGUGGUUGUUUAUGCUUUCUGACCUGAUGAUUUGCUUGUGUGUAUCCUUUGAAUGAAAGGUUCUCAUGAAAAUGUUCAAAAGGUUGGGUCGGGACAUCGACAGUAAAGCACUUUCAGAUGAAAGCGAAAGAAAAGAGGAGUUGAAAAUUCAGCUACGCAUAUUACAAGCAAUGUCUGCUGAUGCAAAAUUUAGAUUGAGUUGUUGGGUUGCCCCUGAGAAAGUUGAUAGCUUGGUCCAGAUUGAACAAAUGGAAAAAUCUCUCGUGAAAUCUCUGGAGCAGCUUCAAAGCCACAAGGAACAACUCAUCCCUCAAUUACCUGAACAUCAUGCUUUAUGUGGACGCCCAAGUGAAAUCGCAACUCUUUAAUACUUGGCCGGUAUAUACACUGUUAGUUUUCAAUAGUUGGAAUCUAACUUCCAUGAAUGUUUCUAGACUUGGAAUUUUACAACCCAAGUUAUGAUUUUUAUUGCAAGGACCUGGUGUGUUGUUUGAAUUCCAUCAUGCUAGAUGUUGGAUCAAGAACAAUUUUUUCUUUCAAUAUGAACAGCUCUACCAUGAGUUUGUUUUGAAAAAUUUGCAGUAGAAACAGAUUGUAAUCCAAAUGGAUCAUGAUUUAUUUCAGCACAACUCCAUGGAUUAACAGUACAUUUAUGAGGUUUUAUCUACUGUUCUGUAUUUGAGAA